GCCUGGUCCCUCCGAAUCGCUGGGAGAGAGGCGUCGCCAUCUCCUCCUCCUCCUUCUCUUCGCCCAUUUCCCCCCCUUUUGCGACGUGGUCGUGUCCGGCGCCUUCCCCGCCAGCUUCAAGGAGGGAAAUGUGGCGCCUCGUUUGCGCGCGGCGGCCGCCGCUUCUGCUUCUGGCUGCGCCGGCGCUGCUGCUGCUGCUGCUGCUGCUGCUUUGCCUGCUCGCUCCGGGCUGCCGGGCGCAAUUCGAGCGCUACAGCUUCCGCAGCUUCCCCCGCGACGAGCUGAUGCCCUUGGAGUCCGCCUAUCGCUACGGCCUGGACCAGUACAGCGCCGAGAAGUGGCCCGAGAGCGUCAGCUACCUCGAGGUCAGCCUGAGGCUGCACCGCUUGCUGAGGGACAGCGAGGCCUUCUGCCACGUCAACUGCAGCUCGGCCCGAGCCCGGGACUAUGAGGGCGAAGGCGGCGGCGAUCCCGGGCGCUUCGACGGCUUCGAGGAGCUGCGCUUCUUCGGCGACCUGCUGCGCCGGGCGCAGUGCCUCAAGCGCUGCAAGCAGGGCCUGCCGGCCUUCCGCCAGUCGCAGCCCAGCCGGGAGGUGCUGGCCGAGUUCCAGCAGCGGGAGCCCUACAAGUUCCUGCAGUUCGCCUACUUCAAGGCAAACAACUUCCCAAAAGCCAUUGCAGCAGCACACACAUUUAUCCUGAAACAUCCUGAAGAUGAGAUGAUGAAAAGGAAUAUGGCAUACUACAAAAGUAUGCCUGAUGCUGAGGACCAUAUUAAAGAUUUGGAAAUAAAAUCAUAUGAGAAUCUCUUUAUCAGGGCAGUAAAGGCCUACAAUGGAGAAAAUUGGAGGACUUCCAUCACAGACAUGGAGCUGGCAAUUCCUGAUUUCUACAAAGCCUAUGAUGAUUGCAUAGCUGCCUGUGAAGGCUCCCGGGAGAUUACGGAUUUUAAAGAGUUCUACCUGUCCAUAGCAGAUCACUACAUUGAAGUUCUUGAAUGCAAACUGAAGUGCGAAAUUGAUCUCACGCCAGUCAUAGGAGGCUAUGUUGUGGAGAAAUUUGUAGCCACGAUGUAUCACUACUUGCAGUUUGCCUAUUAUAAAUUGAACGAUGUGAGAAAUGCCGCCUCGUGUGUUGUUAGCUACAUGCUCUUCGACCAGACGGACGGAGUGAUGAAACAGAAUCUAGUCUAUUAUCAAUACCAUAAGGACAAAUGGGGACUCACGGAUGAAGACUUCCAACCUAGACCUGAAGCUGUUCGGUAUUACAACAUAACAACACUUCAGAGGGAAAUGUAUGAAUUUGCCAAAGAGCACGUGAUGGAUGAUGAUGAAGAUGAAGUAUUAGAAUACCUUGAUGAACUCUUGGAAGUGGAUGGUGGAACACAGUGACUCUUAACAACUGAAAACGCAAAUGAGAGUUAAGAAGUGAAUGCUCACCCUUGCUCCUUCACAUCUCCAUGUGUCACCGUUACUCAGGAGUUUAAAAUACCUCAGAUCUUUCCUAAGCUUGCUCUUCUGCCACUUGCAUCCUCCUGUGAGUUUUCCGUCAUGUUGUGCACCUGCAUUCCCUUUGUCUUUAACAUGAUUUUUUAAAAAGAAUAUUGUUGGUAUUUUUGAGCUAUCACAAAUGUCCCUUCUGUUCAUUUAGCUCGGCAAAUUCAUUGCAGCUUGGAUGAAGCACAAAGAUCAUUUUAAUAGAAUAUAAUCAAAUAAUACGAGAAAUGAGUAGCAUUGAAAGGAUGCUACAUUGUUUUUUAAUUGACACAGUGAGCCACUUCAUGACCUCAGUCAAACCAUGGCUUUCCAUAAACUAGGCACUCCUCAAUCACCCCUCCACUGCUUCCAUCACACGGUGGCUUAUUAUCUUGGCUUGUCGAUCGACAUUCAGCCUGAAUUAGAACAUACAGUGGUACCUCUGUUUAAGAACAGUCUGUUUUAAGAACGAUUUGGUUUACAAACUCUGCAAAACCGGAAAUGGUGUCUUGGUUUGAGAACUUUACCUUGGUCAAAGAACAGAAUCCGAACGGUGGAAGGGCACCAGCAGCGGGAGGCCUCAUUAGGGAGGCCUUGGUUUAAGAACAAUUUAGGUUUAAGAACAGACUUCCAGUUCAUAAACCGAGGGAGCACUGUAAUAUGGAAUCCUGGUUUAAUAUAAUUCAGGUCUUUUUUCUAAAGUCAGCAUGCAACAGAAGGAGAGCGGAGGAGCUAGGGAGGGAGAAGCACAUCACCUGACACUCCCAGCUUCAUAAACCAUGGUUUGUGAUAAACCAUGAGAGCACCAUGGCUAGAGAUAAACCAUGGUUUAUGAAGUCUCAAAUCAGCCUUCAGCUGAAGACGAAAUUAAUUCGUUCCGCGAGUCAUUUUGUAUUGCAAAAAUUUCGUCUUGCGAAGCGCGGUUUCCCAUAGGAUUUAAAACAAACCAAAACAAAAAAAUAUGCAAAAAAUUCAUCUUGCAAAGCACAGCCAUAGAAAAAUUUGCCUUGCGAGUCACCAAAAAAAUCGCAAAACGCUUUCGUCUUGCGAGUUUUUCGUUGCAUGAGGCAAUCGUCUUGCGAGGCAUCACUGUACUUUGAAGUAGUUAAAUCAAUUUAGCGAGGUCCCUGGAGAAAACAAGAUUGUGACCGUACUGUGUUUAAACCAGAAGUGGCUAACGUUAUUUAUCCUGAGCAGUGAGUGUGACCAGAAUGACAGAAUGCAUAGAUAUACUUGUCGUAUGUAUGCAUCUCUCUCACACAUCCCUCAUACGAUGUAUACAGCACCAACACUCAUUCUCCUCCCCGCUUGGGAACUAACAAUCUAAUCCCACGCUGGCCCUUCUUAGCUGAUAGAGAUUAGCAUAGUUAGAACCACACUGUCUUUUAUGGAUCAGAUGCACAGAAACACAUCUGUCCUCAUGGGUAAGAGUUGUUUGGACUCUUAUCGUGGCAGGAACAACUUCCAUUAGGAUCUAGUCCUGCAAACAAUUGUUCACUUGCACGACUGGUUCGCCUUAAUUAUACCUGUCCAUUUAUUUGAAUGGUGAUUCUUGUUGGAUAAGGAAUGAAAAUCAGAAAUAUCUAUGGGACCAAAUUCAGUACUUGGGUACACCAGAGCAAACAACGGGUUUAGGAGUAAUUAUCCUAGCAGGUUUCCCUACAGAAACAAUGCCAUUUAUCUAACUCCCCUCCCUAUUGAUGCUUCAGUGUGGAACAUGUUAGAGACCUAUGGUCGUAAUUGUUAAAUGGUGCAAACAUUUAUUUAUUGUAAUAUUGUGUGUGAAUUUACUUUGUUUCUUUAACUACAUAGGAAACUUGUUACAUUAGCUUCUAUUUUACCCGGGGUUGCUAACCUUUUUUUAAAAAACAACUAGCCCCUAUUUCUGUUGCCUUUUUUUAACUACAGCAUUUCUCUCUCCAUAAACACUAUUUCUCUCUCCAUAAAGCACUUUUUUCCUCCUAAAAAGUAAGGGGAAAUGUCUGUGCGUCUUAUGGAGCGAAUGUGUGGUCCCUGGAGCAGAAUUGCCCAGGGGCAAAAAGCAGGUCGUGCUUUUUUUUAUUUAUAGAAGGAGCUAAAGGCUAACAAGAGGGAAAGAGGGGUGUUGAAAAGAAGCUGCUCAGCAGCUGAUUGCAAGAGACGGGGAGGGAGAUAAGGGAAGCCAACUCCCUUCCCGGCCACGCCCCCUUGCCCAGGCCUCCAUUGUUGAAUGUUCUGCAGAGGGAGGCUGCAACAUGUGACUGGCUGAUUGGAUUGCCUGGCUGAUUAGAUUAUCAGAAGCUGCAGAACUGUGAGUUGAACAGGAUUUUUUCCCUUUCCAAAGUAAACUCAACAACUUUGAGCUGAUUCUUUAAAAAUGGGGCUUUUCCUCUUUGCAAAAGAAGCUGCACAACUGUGAGCUGAUCCCUCCAAAAAGGGGCUUUCCCCCUUUCCUCCUCUGAAAACUAAGUGUGUCUUAUGGUCAGGUGCAUCUUAUGGAGCAAAAAUACGGUAGCCCCAAUUUCUCUGCCUUUAACUCCAGCUUGCUGUAGAGCCAUUUUUAGGUGAUAAUGUUUAUCUCCAAAAUUAAAAGGUGUUGCUUAUCAUGCAAAUAACACCUGCAUAAAUUUCCUCUCCUAAUCUUGAGAUAAAAGGUACAGGGACUCUGCUCUAUUGCAUCUGGCUAUACCAAAUUUAUGUGCUAAAGAGGAAAUAGAAAAGGAAAAGAAACCAAAAACCCAGCAAACAAGUUGCAUUAGAGUACAAAAAUUUAACAUAUUUUUAAUUGCAGCUGGUGAAAUUACCACUUCGCUGUGCUUUAUGGAAUACUCUGGUUAAGGAAACUCCAUCUGUGCUUUUGGUGGGCUCUGUUUCUUAAUUAUUUGUUAAAAUAAAUAAUUCAAAACAGAGGUUACCAAGAUGAGGUAAGGCAUAAUAAUUUAAGACAAUCCUCUAAAACAAAUUUUCGUAGGCAUUUAGGGUAUAAAAUGCCUGCCAUAUUUAAGGAACAAUAAAACCAUUUCAAAGGCCCAGGAAGGUCUGAAUGAAUGUAAGUUUUUACUUGCUGAUGAAUUAGUACUGUUGGCACCUGUUCUGAAAUACUAUUCCACAAGAUGAGUGUACCAAGUAAUAUAUAGUGUGAACCCAUUGAAAUUAACAGAUUCAUUUACACCUAUUGAUUUUAGUGGGUCUGCUGUAAGUAAAACUAAUAUUGACUAUAGUCUUGAAUGUAGGCUAUCAGACAUGUUAGGCUAGGCAGAAGUGGUUCUCAUUUCUCUGUGUGGUGCUGUAGCAUUAAGGGCUCAGCUUCCAUUCCAGUAAAACAUCAUUUUUAGUUACUGUUCAAAGACACAUUACAUCAAAAAGCAAAAUUGCUUAAUCUGCUGAGGGCUCCUACUAGAGUUUCCAACAGUUAUUCUGGCAUAGGUCGCUGCAGAAUUCAACCCAAAAUUUCCAGGUGUGUAAAUAAAGUGAUUCUUUUUUGGGGGGGUUACAGGUAGGUAGCCGUGUUGGUCUGGAUCGAAGUAAAAUAAAAAAAAUUCCUUCAGUAGCACCUUAAAGACCAACUAAGUUUUUAUUUUGGUAUGAGCUUUCGUGUGCAUGCACACUUCUUGGGGGGGGGGUUAAGCUUCACCUGUUGGAUAUCUGCUCAUUAUGUGUCAGUUAAAGAUGAAAGAUUUGCAGGGAGGAAACUGGUUAUGUAAACUGCUAGCUUGCAGAAGGAUGAAAUGGAAGACCAUGUAGUCUGCUUUGAGCUCCUAGGAGGAAAGGUGGGAUAAAAAUGAAUUUAAUAAUGGAGGGUGUUUAAGAUCUUGUGACUUUUUGAUCUUUAGGGGAAGAGUCACUGGGAUUCCUAAAUAUUUUUACACUCUUCUUAAUUUUGGUUCACCUUUCAAAAUAUUCGGUGUGUGGCUUUUCAGAAGAUAUUUUUUCUUAAUAUUAACUGGCUUUUUCUCAUUCUGCUCUUUCAUUUCAUCUGCUAUCUAGAGACUGUGAGUUGUCUAAAGUAGGAAUGUUGUUUCAUUUCAUUUUAGUUUUGGUCCCUGUUCAUUGUGAGAUUGGUGCUGUAUUUUGUGCCUGAUUUUGAUUCGGGCAACCCAAGAGCCACUUCCUGAAACAAUAAAGUGCCUUGAA
Messenger RNA from Zootoca vivipara (common lizard), 5588 nucleotides. It is a transcript of the gene CRTAP, whose product is annotated as cartilage associated protein. Lineage: Eukaryota; Metazoa; Chordata; Lepidosauria; Squamata; Lacertidae. Gene Ontology annotation, cellular component: endoplasmic reticulum. Gene Ontology annotation, biological process: collagen fibril organization; peptidyl-proline hydroxylation to 3-hydroxy-L-proline. Gene Ontology annotation, molecular function: protein binding; collagen binding. The record is from RefSeq and is a predicted model, not a curated record.